GGGGGAGAGGUCAGUGUGGUUCGACUCCAAGACUCAGGGCGACUUCCGAAUCCAGCGGUGUACUGCCCCGAGAUGGUGGAGACGACGAGCGUGUUGGCGGCCCUGGCGGCGGUCCUGGUGGCGGCCUACUUCUGGUCGCGGUACCGCCACGGCUACUGGCGCAAGCGCGGCGUGCCCACGCCCAGCCCUCUGCCCAUCUUCGGCAACAUGCUGCCGGUCCUGCGGGGGAAGAAGCACUUCAUGCAGGCCUUCCACGACAUGUCGCUGCCGCACCGCGACACCGGCUACUGCGGCAUGUACGUGUGGGGCAUGCCCAUGCUGAUGGUGUUCGAGCCCGAGAUGGUGAAGCAGGUCGUCUGCAAGGACUUCUCCAGCUUCCACGACCGCGGCAUACCGUCGUCCGAGAGCGACCCGCUGAGCCAGCACCUGUUCAACCUGACGGGCACCAAGUGGCGCAACCUGCGCAACCGCCUGACGCCCACCUUCACGUCCGGCAAGCUCAAGCUGAUGCUGCCGCUGAUGCGGGACAUCAGCGACCAGCUGAGCACCGCGGUGGCGGCCGAGGCCAAGGCGGCCGGCGGCGAGGUGGACGUCCAGGCGCUGCUGCCUCGCUUCGCCACCGACGUCAUCGGCUCCGUGGCCUUCGGCAUCAACUGCAACAGCCUGGCCAACGAGAACGCCGAGUUCCUCACCAUGUCUCGCGGCAUUCUGCGGCAGUCGCUCCUGCAGACUAUCCGUGGCGUGCUGGAGGCCAUCUACCCUGGGCUGAGCCAACUUCUGCCCUUCAAAUGGACGUUCAACAAAGUGCACCACUUCUUCACGAACCUGAUGCGGGAGACGGUGGGGCACCGCGAGACCAACAAGGUGGUCCGCAACGACUUCGUGCACCUCUUGAUGCAGGUCCGUGACCAGGACCUGGGCCACGCCGACCCGGAGAAUCAGCUGGAGAUGACGCCGGGGCUCAUGGCCGCCCAAGCUUUCCUGUUCUUCGUGGCCGGGCAGGACAACAUAGCCAACUUGGUGGCCUUCUGCCUCCACCAGAUGGUGCUGGACCAGGACCUGCAGCAGCGCGCGGCCGACGAGGUUCGCAACGUCAUCCGGAAGCACGACGGCCAGCUCACCUACGAGGCCCUCAAGGACAUGAGCCUGCUGGACCGAGUGCUCAUGGAGGGUCUGCGGCUGUGGUCGCCCGUCGGCACCAUCUUCCGAAAGUGCAACCAGACGACCAAGGUGGGGGACUUGGUGGUGGAGAAGGACAUGCCGGUCAUGAUCAUUGCGGACAACAUGCACCGGAACCCCGCCCUCUUCCCCGACCCCGAGCGCUUCGACCCGGAGCGGCACACGGCCGAGGCCAAGGAGCAGCGGCACCCCUACGCCUUGCUGCCCUUCGGCGAGGGCCCCCGCGUCUGCAUCGCCGAGCGCUUCUCCAUGCUCGAGAUGAAGCUGGCCCUCGCCGUCAUGCUGCGCGACUUCAGCUUCUCGCGCGGACCCAAGUUCGAGGUGGAGCCCGCCAGGGACCCCAAGUCCUUCUUCCCGCAAGCUCUCCACGGCUUCCCCAUGAGGGUCCAAGUCAGGGGGUGAGAAGGACGACCCUUGCCUGAUGUGCAUAUUGUUUUCAAGCGAUCCUGUGAUUCAUACGUGCAAGCCUCAACGUGUGGUUCUAGCAAUGUUGUUCUGUUUUUAAAUCAAACUGGAAAGUUUAAUAAACUGAAUUUUGACGAUCCAACUCGUCCCUUUGAAAAGCAUUUUGGGCCAGAAGUGGUGUGCAGGAAAUGGCUAUGAGAUGGGUGGCGAUUUGUACUUAUGACCAAGAAUCUCUGCAGUUUAACCGUUAUCUACGGAAAUGUUUGGACAGGGAGGGUGGAACCUUCCAGACGGCUGAUUUUUCAGUGUAUUU
Thrips palmi is the source of this 1897-nucleotide messenger RNA. RefSeq names its product probable cytochrome P450 6a23. Gene Ontology annotation, molecular function: heme binding; iron ion binding; monooxygenase activity. Lineage: Eukaryota; Metazoa; Arthropoda; Insecta; Thysanoptera; Thripidae. The record is from RefSeq and is a predicted model, not a curated record. The coding region runs from base 73 to 1581 and encodes 502 amino acids. The transcript has a single exon.